CCUCUGAGCUGCGUGACGUCAAACUGCUGCGCCCGUGUGUCGGCUGCAGACAUGGCUUCCCGGCUGGAGAUCAACUUCGUCCGAUUGUUGUCCCGCUGCGAGUCCAUAGCGUCGGAGAAGCGGGGAGAGGCGGAGUGGAGGCUGGAGAAGUAUGUUGGUGCUCUGGAGGAGAUGCUGGUGGCUCUGAGGAAAAACCCGAGCAAACCGACUCCAGAGGUUCUGACUGAAUACACAAGAAAAGUAGAUUUUCUGAAAGGACUUCUAGAGGCAGAGAAACUGUCUUCAGCAACAGAAAAAGCUUUAGCUAAUCAGUUCCUGGCCCCCGGACGAACGCCCACCAUAGCCAACGAGAGGAUGCCUGCAACGAAGACGGUCCACAUGCAGACGAAGGCUCGCUGUACGGGAGAGAUGAGGGACGAGCUGCUGGGAACGGGAUUAUCAGGGAAAGGCACGUCGGACCUGAGAAACAGAAGAGGUCUCCCUCUGGAUGAGCGUCAGUCAGCUGCUGAGCUGGACGCCGUCCUGCAGCAUCACCACAACCUGCAGGAGAAACUGGCCGAGGACAUGUUGAACCUGGCCAGGAACCUGAAGAACAACACGCUGGCAGCACAGAACAUCAUCAAACAGGACAACCAGACUCUGAGUCAGUCCAUGCGUCAGGCCGAUUUGAACUUCGAGAAGCUGAAGACGGAGUCGGAGCGACUGGAGCAGCACACCAAGAAGUCUGUGAACUGGCUGCUGUGGCUGAUGCUCAUCCUGGUCUCCUUCACCUUCAUCAGCAUGAUCCUCUUCAUCAGAAUCUUCCCCCGACUCAGAUGAUGACGGAGCGUGACCUCCUGAACUCUUUAGUCCUCCUGUGUUUACCAGAGCAGGAACCUCGCAGGCCUCCAUAGAUCCUCACAGCGUCCAGAUCAAUAGCGGUCAGAACCAAACGUUUGCACUUUCACAGCUGAAAUUCUUCCUCUGAACGAGGGCUGGUGAAGGUUGGGUUUGAAGCAUCAGUAUUCCUUUGUGUAGACAGUGCAGGACACAAAUAGAAGAAGUCUUAAUACGCAGACGACAGCCUUAAUUAUAUUCAUGGUCAUCAGGUAGGAGACCAGCCUUCAGCAUGAAUUUGCACUUUGUCAGUAAAGUCAUUCGUGUUUUUUAGCACAUUUAUUUCCACCGUGUUUGUCAACCAUCCACCAGACUGUUUUAUUUCUAGAUUAAUUCAACACUGAGUCAAAAAACUCAUUAUAAAGAGCUGUGGAUGUGCUUAAAUCAACACCUGUUGCUUAUUUCAAAGACUUUUAAGACCAAGAUUUACAAGAAUUACAAUUUUUUUUCACACCUGCGAACAUCUCUGUUUUGACCUCAAGGAAAAAGUCUUACCUGUGCUGCCAUAUUUCCAUAUUUAGAGUUCAACAUCUCCAGAAAUCAAACUCCCACAGUCAUGAAACUUGGUGAAGACACAGACAGGAUAGUUUUCAUCACGUCCGAAAUAGUUAAAUUGUCCCAACAGAGGCCAAAUUUGUAAAUGACUGGCCCUUAAAAAUGAAAAAAAUGAUGAAUUCUUAAAAUUAGGGCCCUAGAAAGUUCAUGUUGGUGUAUUUAUAUGGAUGUAUCAACAUUUCCAACCAACAAUACAGUCUUUGGUUGACAUUUCACCAACAUUUGAGGCUCCAACAUCAGUGGAAUUUGAAAUGUGUCAAGUUUGGCAAGACAAACUUCUAGUUUUUUUUGCUAUUUUGACAAAAUGUUGAUGUGGAGCACAAAAACAAGCGUGCAUUGGGGUCUAUAUACUCUCAUUAUAUGUGCAAAAAUAGAGCUUGAAUGCAGACAUUCCCAACCAUUUUGACUUCCAGGUGAAGAAAUGAUAAUAUGAAUUACUGGUCCCUGAAAUUGAGAUAAAAAGCAAAAUGUUCAGUGAAUUUUGGCAUUGGGACCCUUGACAGUGUAAGUGUGUAUAAAUGGAUGGAUCGAUAUUUCCUGCUAAAAAUACAGUCUUUGGUCGACAUUUUAUCGACUUUUAGGGACUCUACUAUCAGUGGAAUCUGAUGUGUUGCAAGACGAGGUUGGUGGAUGUGCUAAAAUACAGAAUACAAACAUUUAGUAAAUGGUUUAUAUCUCAAUAUAACGCUGGUAUAAGCAGAUAUGAGGAUGUAUGUAACCGUAUACUGUCGUUUAUUACGUGUUUAUACGCCGGCCUCCACUUACAGGCGUUAGUAAAUAGAUUAUUAAACAGGAAUAUCUGCUCAUAACUGUACAAAAGUGUGUUUAAUCCCCUUAUAUCGUGUUAAAUGGGUUAAAUUCUUUCACUAAAAUGAAGCAAUAUUACAAAUUGCUACCUUGAUUUUCAUUUUUCUUGCUGUUCAGGUGUGGAAUCAUCUGUUGUGAGGAGUUUCAGGUCUCUGUGCUGUCAAGUUCUUUUGUCCACGGUUUGGUUCCGUAAAUCAGGUGAAGAUGUUUGUUGAAGUUCGUGACGCUGCAGCUGCUGAUGAAGUGAGAAGUUGUUCCCAUUAAAUGUCUGUGACAUCCAUUCUUGUUUGAGCAUGUAGAGGGAAAGGUGUGUGUGUGUUUGAUGUCUCUCUCUAUUAACUAACCAGAAUGUCAAAAACCUGAAAAUAAACACACCAAAAUGUCAUUUUUACCUCCACUCCAGGUGACUAAAUCUAGUUUUUGUUCAUAGCCAACUUUAAGCAUCAUUAUUAUGGGAUGUGUCGUAGUUUGAACAGUAAAACUGCAGCAGUUUAAUGACAUAGAACAGUGGUACCCUGGAUGUGUUUCUGUUUUCUGAUAAUUCACCAGAGAAAACUUUAAAAAUGCAUUCUGGGUAAACUUUAAGGAUAGUUUUGUGUUUCUUUGUGGGUGUUUUGUGUCUAUUUUUGGUUGUUUUGUGUCUUUUCUGACCAGUAGUACCACAGUGAAUGCAUCGUCCUGACAGUGAAGCACGGAGGUGGAAGUAUAAUGAUAUGAGGCUGGUAAAAACCUGAAAAAGUGCAUUGUGGGUAAACUUUCAAGGCUCAUAUCAGCAUGUGUGAUAGGUGGUUGGUCAGAACAAGUUCUAGACAAUGAAAGGAUCGACUCUGUCAUUAAACUGCUACAGUUUUACUGUUCAACCUACGAUACAUCCCAUAAUAAUGAUGCUCACAGUGGGUUAUUGAACAAAAAUGAGAUUUUGACUUCAAAUUGUAUCACUCCCACCUCCAUGUUUCACUGUCAGGACUAUGCAUUCACUGUGGUACUAAAGGUCAGAAAUACACAAACAACCACAAAUAGACACAAAAUAACCACAAAAACAACAAAAUCACUCUUAAAGUUUACCCAGAAUGCACUUUUUAAAGUUUUCUCUGGUGAAUUAUCAGUAAACAGAAACACAUCCAGGGAACCAAUGAUUGUUUCUAUGAAUCUAUGUCAUUAAACUGUUGCAGUUUUACUGUUUAAACUACGAUACAUCCCAUAAUAAUGAUGCUUAAAGUUGGCUAUGAACAAAAACUAGAUUUAGUCACCUGGAGUGGAGGUAAAAAUGACAUUUUGGUGUGUUUCUUUUCAGGUUUUUGACAUUCUGGUGAGUUAAUAUCCACCAAAAACUGUUCUUUGGACACAGAAGGACGUUGAAAAUUCACUCAAAUGAUCUUAUUUUGCUGCUGAAUUCUAAGAAAUCGGAUAAAUCAAAACAAAAUUGAGGUUGUGACACCUGGAGUGGAUGUAAAGCUGAUCUGGCUGCAGUUUAACAGAACUCAAAUGCGUUUUACUGCUAUCAAAAUGUCAUGUGUCUAUCUGCUGGAGUGAUCAAGUUAUGAGGCUCAGAAAUGAUGGAAAAGAAUUAAAAAUCAGUCAAUGUCGACAUAUUUCUAUGCACUUUAAGGGCCUGUAGGUCUGAAAAUAUUCAUAAUAUGAAGGUAAAACUUUGCCAGAUUAUUGCAGAUAAAGGAUGAUCUGAUUGUGGUGAUUUUUCUGUGACUCCAGUGUUUGUGAACCAAACAGUGCCCCCUAUCUGUCUGUACUUUAAUAAAGCAGCUGCAGUACCUCCCUGCAGCCUCUAGGCGUCA
Molecule: messenger RNA, 4031 nt
Organism: Amphiprion ocellaris (clown anemonefish)
Lineage: Eukaryota; Metazoa; Chordata; Actinopteri; Pomacentridae
Gene: use1
Product: unconventional SNARE in the ER 1 homolog (S. cerevisiae)
Exons: 8
Coding region: 52-819 (255 amino acids)
Biological process (GO): retrograde vesicle-mediated transport, Golgi to endoplasmic reticulum
Cellular component (GO): SNARE complex; endoplasmic reticulum
Molecular function (GO): SNAP receptor activity
Source: RefSeq, a predicted model, not a curated record